UUUCAUUGCGCGUUUUCGAUUUCCUCUUUGUCUUCCACCCAUCGAUUUGAUUUGUAUAAAAGACUCGUUCGGUUAGUCUGCAAAUCAGUUCAAUUCCGUUUUCGGUAUUUGUAGCAAUCAAAUCAAACUAACAAAACAACAAUGGCAUUCAAAUUCAUCGCCUUCUUCGCUCUCUGCGUCGCCGCCGCCAGCGCGGGUGUCAUCGCCCCAGCUGCUCCUUUGGCCGCUGUAGCCGCCGCUCCAUUGGCUGUUGCCGCUCGUGUUGAGGAAUACGACCCACAUCCCCAGUACACCUACGGUUAUGAUGUGCAAGAUGCUCUCUCCGGUGACUCGAAGACCGCUGUGGAAACCCGUGAUGGUGGUAUCGUACAAGGUCAAUACUCCCUGAAUGACGCUGAUGGUUACCGUCGUAUUGUGGACUACACCGCCGACCCAAUCAACGGUUUCAACGCUGUUGUCCGUCGUGAACCUUUGGUUGCCCCCGUCGUAGCUGCUGCUGCUCCAGUCGUCGCUGCCCCAGCUCCAGUAGUUAGAGCCGCUGCUCUCGCCGCCCCAGUCGUUGCUGCCCCAGCUCCCGUCGUUAGAGCCGCUGCCUACGCCGCACCCGCACCAAUCGUCGCUGCUGCUCCAGCUCCCGUUGUCAGAGCCGCUGCCUACGCCGCUCCAGCUCCCCUUGUCGCCGGACCAGCAGUAGUGAGAACCCAAUUCGCUUCCCCACUCAUAUCUUACGCUUAUUAGAGAAGUUUGGACUAAGCGUGUGCCAUUAGUUGUUGAACAUUUACUAAACGGAAUAAAGUCUGAAAAUAUAUACAUAUAUCUAAAA
Messenger RNA from Zeugodacus cucurbitae (melon fly), 823 nucleotides. RefSeq names its product larval cuticle protein A2B-like. The coding region runs from base 142 to 738 and encodes 198 amino acids. NCBI's taxonomy places the organism in Eukaryota, Metazoa, Arthropoda, Insecta, Diptera, Tephritidae. Gene Ontology annotation, cellular component: extracellular matrix. The record is from RefSeq and is a predicted model, not a curated record. The transcript has 2 exons.